CAGGAUCCUUCUGAGCCUGUGUAGGAACCUGAUUAAACAGAAAAGCAGGCUGAUUUAGUUUAAUUAACAUUUCGUUGCUCAGUUUUGUAUAGGUUUUUAUUUUUUACCAUGCAUUUUUUCCCCUUUGUGGGUCCUUAUUAUCCACCUGUACACUAGGUGGCGGAACGCACAUAUAAUUGUUGCGGACGCCAUUAUACCAAAGAAGAAGUUAAUCCUCACCGAAAAAGUUACGCCAGAUAGCUAGAACAACAAGAGCUGCCAAUUCCAGUUUCAAUCCUUCCAUGUCUGAACCCAAGUCCUCGGGUUCUUACUGUGGUGUUCCAGCACAGAGAAGCUCACAGUGGGGUCCAGAGAUGGUCUUAGUGAAGCUGGAGGACUGUAGUCAACCACUGGAACUCAAUGUGAUAGUCAAAGAGGAAGAGGAGGAGAGAGAAGUCAAAGAAGAGGUAGAGAUCAAAGAGGAGGCGGAGGACAUGGCCCUCAAAGAGGAGGCGGAGGACAUGGCCCUCAAAGAGGAGGCGGAGGACAUGGACCUCAAAGAGGAGGCGGAGGACAUGGCCCUCAAAGAGGAGGCGGAGGACAUGGCCCUCAAAGAGGAGGAGGCGGAGAACAUGGCCCUCAAAGAGGAGGAGGCGGAGGACAUGGCCCUCAAAGAGGAGGAGGCGGAGGACAUGGCCCUCAAAGAGGAGGAGGAGAUGGCCCUCAAAGAGGAGGAGGAGAUGGCGGAGGAGAUGGAGGAGGAGGAGGCAGCGGAGGAGCUGGCCCUCAAAGAAGAGGAGGAGCAGAUGGCCCUCAAAGAGGAGGAGGAGGCGGCGGAGCAGAUGGCCCUCAAAGAGGAGGAGGAGCAGAUGGCCCUCAAAGAGGAGGAGGAGGCGGCGGCGGAGGAGGAGAGGGUGGUCACAGAAGUGGAGAACAGGGAAGAAGUAGAUGGUAACACUGACCCAGGAGAGAGCUCCAACCCAGGUUCAGACAGUGAGCCCAGUUCCACAGCAUCAGGAAACCAUAAACAACACAGACGGAGGAACUCAAGACUGAAACAUCACCACUGCAUGGACUGCUUCACUAGUUUCUAUGAUCCAGAGGAGUUGAGAAGACACACUUGUAGGCCCCAACCCUGCUCAGAUUGCAGAGGCAGCUUUAUUUGUCCAAUUCACCUCAAAUCAAAACAGACUCAAAAAAGGAUUAUGACAUACCCGUGUGGUCAAUGUGAGAAGAUAUGUGAAACACCAAGCAAACUCAAGACGCACCAGAUAACUCACACAGGAGAGAAGCCAUACCACUGCACCAUUUGUGGAAAGGGUUGCAGUCAUUCGGAUCAACUAAAGACACACCAGAGAACUCACACAGGAGAGAAGCCUUACCAUUGCUCCCAAUGUGGAAAGAGUUUCAGUCAGUUAUCUACUCUGAGAAAACACCACCUAACUCACACAGGAGAGAAGCCUUACCUCUGCUCUCAUUGUGGGAAGAGUUUCCGUCAGUUAGCCAACCUAAAUGCACACCAGUUAAUUCACACAGGAGAGAAGCCAUACCACUGCUCUCAGUGUGGGAAGGAUUUCAGACAUCCAAGAGACUUAAAGUCACACCAGAGAACUCACACAGGAGAGAAGCCUUACCACUGCUCCCAAUGUGGAAAGAGUUUCAGUCAGUUGUCAACUCUGAAAAAACACCAGCUAACUCACACAGGAGAGAAGCCUUACCUCUGCUCUCAAUGUGGGAAGAGUUUCAGCAGGUUAUGUGAAAUGAAGGCACACCAGAUAACUCACACAGGAGAGAAGCCUUACCACUGCUCUCAAUGUGGGGAUAGUUUCACCAGUUUAUAUUUCCAAAAGAAACACCAGCUGAUUCACACAGGAAAAAAGUCAUUUCACUGCUCCCAGUGUGGGAACAGUUUUAGUCAAUCAUCAACUCUGAAGACACACCAGAUAACUCACACAGGAGAGAAGGCCUUCCACUGCUCUCAGUGUGGGAAGAGUUUCAGUCAUUUAUCAACUCUGAAGACUCAUCAGAUAACUCACACAGGAGAUAAGCCUCACGCCUGCUCUCAGUGUGGGAAGAGUUUCAGUCUGGUAGGAAACCUUAAGCGACACCAGCUAUCCCACACAGUAGAGAAGCCUUACUGUUGCUCUCAUUGUGGGAAGAGUUUCAGUCAAUCAUCAGCUUUAAAGAAACACCAGAGAACUCACACAGGAUAAAAGCUGGGUCAUUAAAUCUGAAGACACCAGUUUGCUCACAUAGGGGAUAAGCCUUAACUCUAUUAUCAAUGUGGGGGUAGUUUCACCAGUUUAUAUUUCCCCCCCCCCAAAAAAAACAGCUGUGGAAAGGUUCUGUAAUGAAUAAAAUGUUUUGUUUGCAUCUUAUCUUUGGUGUCCUAAACUGGUACUUGGUGCAUCUAAGUUUGACUGUGACCUCUCCAGCUUGCUGACAAUAAAGGGUGAUUCAUUUUAAUAUUGA
This is a messenger RNA of Oncorhynchus mykiss (rainbow trout), 2451 nucleotides long. NCBI's taxonomy places the organism in Eukaryota, Metazoa, Chordata, Actinopteri, Salmoniformes, Salmonidae. The record is from RefSeq and is a predicted model, not a curated record.